Messenger RNA from Ornithodoros turicata, 10648 nucleotides. RefSeq lists its product as uncharacterized. Bases 772 to 2781 code for a protein of 669 amino acids. Gene Ontology annotation, molecular function: aspartic-type endopeptidase activity. Lineage: Eukaryota; Metazoa; Arthropoda; Arachnida; Ixodida; Argasidae. The record is from RefSeq and is a predicted model, not a curated record. Gene Ontology annotation, biological process: proteolysis. The transcript is spliced from 2 exons.
CCAAACUGUUCAAUUCGGCCUCACCGUCAUCGUCAUAAGCCAGCAGUGGCGCCGCUACAUGCUUAUAAGCGCGCGCCACGUGCUGUUCUGAGUUCUUUCAUUGUACGACGUUCAUCACCAUACGUCGUUAGUCUGUUGGAUCCUCGCUUUAGCUCAUUCGGCCCUUCAUCACCCAAAUUGCUAGGUAUAUCUUUACUGUCUUUCAUUGUAUGUAUCAUACCAAAGUGUUAGUAAACUGUCUGUGUGUUAUCCAAAUGCCGUAUUCCUGAAUCUUAUUUUUGAGUUUGGCAGAUAGCCAGGGACAUCGGGUCCGUCACCAGCGUUAACACCUUUCUUCACCCCUUUCCCUUGGUCUAUCUUGCCUCACAUGGCGCAGCCGACAGGAUACGGCAAGUGAUUCGUCAGAUUUUUCACUUCUGGUUGAUACCAUAUGAAUUUUUUGCAAGUACUUCGACUUUGAAGUCUUGCGCUUUUGACGUAGUUCGAAAGGCUUGUUCGAUUUAGGCUUAGCCUCGUCAUUCGAACGCAUUGCAUAGCAUUUUUCGAACAGUUCUAUCCCUCCGUAACUUCUAGUUCUUUUUUUGUCACGCAUUAAUUGCGUCUUCAGUUUUUCGUUGCAUUUGUGCAUUUUUCAGUUGUUCGUAAUUUCGAACGCGACGUUCGAUGUUAGGUUCUGCUGGUAACACCUGUCUGGAGCUUGGUUCAGUAUUGUUUCCGUCUCUCGUUUUUCGUUGUGUCUUAACAAAUAUCGUCUUUUGAGUUUGUUCUUUCAUGGACAGUCCAAAGGUGUUGAGACUUCUUUUGCGUCCAGCACAAGAGUUAUUUGAAGAGUGCGUCUCACGUAAUCUCACACUCCCAGAGAACGCUGAUCCUCGUCAAGCAGCAAUUCUCAUCAUGGAAGACGACGAAAGGAGGAAACAUGCAUCUACGAGUGCUAUUCCCACCAAAGACAACGAGGAAUACCAAACAUCGGAAGAAUGCGAAUCAUCCGAAGAUGAACAUCAGGAUGAACAAGCCUCACCAACAAACAAAACAAGUAAGAAGACACCUACCGCGAGUUCAUCUGCUCCGAUCACCAUCGAUCAGUUAGCUGAGAUUUUCAAACGGGUGGUUUCCACACCACAGAGGAUAGUAACCACCCCGGACCUUAGUCAGACAUUGAAGUUCUUUUAUGGCCGGCCCAACGAUGAUUUUCGCGCAUGGCUUUCAUCAAUUGAUGUGUUACGUAUCCAGUACGGUUGGGACGAUUAUACCGCCUUAGCCAUUGCAAAGAGUAAGCUUCGUGGUGCGGCCAAGGAUUGGGACGAUGGAUCCGGAAGAAGUUGUGUCACAUGGCAAGACUGGGUCAAAGGUUUGAAAGAGCAAUUUGAUUAUCAUCCAGAUCUACCAGAUUGGAAUCGCGAUUGUGAAGCUAGAGUACAGAAAAGUGAAGAAUCCAUUUCUGACCAUAUUCACGCAAAGAUCAAAAUACUCUGCAAGUGCCCUUAUCAGCUCAGGGAACGUGACAAGAUCCGUUACAUCACCAUGGGUCUACAGAGCGAGGCAACGAGGACAAGUCUCACUUCCUACUACAUGUCUACUGGAUGUGACUGUCUCACUCUGAUCAAGCUGGCACGACAGAUCGAACCUUCUCAGAAACACCGUGAUCCAAACUGGCGUCAACAAGGAGCCAAGCCAAAGGACUACACGAAGAAGGAACAUCAACGUCAGCAAGGCUUUUCGUCCACAUCACAGCCUAAGUAUUCAUCUCGGCAAAAUGGUGAGAAACAUUCUCCUACUUCCACCAAAACAUCGGACAAAUCAAGCCUAAAAUACAAAGACCCAAAGGACUACACCAAACAUCAAGACAAAGACAAGAAACACAGCUACACUGCUUCAAUAAGACACGACUUACCAUCUAGACACCCCGUGAGACCCGUCAUUGAGAUUCUUGUAAACAACACACCGGUCGACGCCUUGGUUGACACGGGUGCAGACAUCUCAAUUUUAAGAAAACAGGAAGCAGAGCUUUGGGGUAUUAACAUAAAACCAUGGAGUGACUCAGCAAUGAUCGCCGUCGAUAACGAGUCCAUGCCGUUCGGCGAAGCCGUCGUGGAAGUGAAGUUAGCGAACACAACUGUUUCUCUUCAAGUUGCUAUCGUCACUAACAUCAUAUAUCCUUUCAUACUUGGUAGCGGCUGGCGCACAUCUGCCAAGCUUGGAAUCACUGUUUGGCCUAAUGGACACGUCUCCAUCCAGUCACCUCCAAAGUCCCACCAGGAGAACAUCUUCAACAGCAUGUUCUUAAAGAAAGACUUCCUCCAGGAACUUUCUCCAUCUCACGCUGAAGAAUUUCAACCCAUACAGGAAAGGAUCUUCUACAACACGACAUCCAAGGAUCAAGACACUUCGACAGACAUCAAAACACAUCACAUCCUUCACGCUUCCAACAACGUGCAAGUAAACAACAACAAAGCCUCGACAUCAACGUGUUCAUCAACACAACGUAAAUCUACACCAAGGAACUGUCCAUUCCCACUUCUCCCUGGCACCAACAUCGUGGCACCCCAGGACGGCCCCAACAUCGUGGCAUCCCAGGACAAGGUGAAGAUACCAUCUCGUCAAGCAACAUCAGUCUCCGCAAGAACAAGUUCGUCAAACAGUUUUCCGGCGAACAGCAGUGUUUGUGAACGUGUUAGUGAAUUCCGCAAUGUUGUCGACCUUCAUAGAACACAGCCAUCACAGGUAUGUGAAAAUGUCAUGUUGCAUAACGACGAAAAGGAUCUGACCUCUUGCUUGUGAAUACCGUACAAGUCAAUGACAUCAUUCCUUUGGAUAGGGUUGUUGUACGAGAGUCGGAUGCAAAAACUGAAGUACAGCAUGCUGAAAUCUUGAACUACUUGGACAAACUUAAAGACAAAGUAACCUCAGACAUAAAUGACACACAGCUUAAGAAACUCCAUGACAUCAUUCUUAACCACGCGAACGUGUUUUCUAAGCAAAAGUAUGACAUCGGAUUUUGUCCAAAGACCGAACAUUGCAUCGAUCUCUCUGACAGCAUUCCUGUUCGCGUAAAGUCUUACCGCUACUCAUGGAAUGACAGAAAAUUCAUCAAAGAAGAAAUCGACAACUGGCUUAAAUUAGGUCUUGUUCGAAAAUCUCAGUCUCAUUACGCUUCCCCAGUUUUCGUUGUUGAUCAACCAUUCCAUCCGUCAACACCACGCAGACUUGUUGUUGACUACCGUAAGCUAAAUGGGAAAACCGUCAAAAGAGUGUAUAGUAUGCCUCGAAUUGAUGAUACUGUUGACAGAGUAGGGAAAGGCAAAUACUUUUCCACUAUGGACAUAAAGAAAGGUUACCUAAACAUCAAAAUAAGGGAAUCUGACCAGCAUAAGACAGCUUUCAUUACACCUGACGGUCUUUACGAAUUCGUUCGAAUGCCUUUCGGUCCAACUGGUGCUCCCGCCACUUGGCAAGCAGUAAUGGAUGAAGCCUUUCAUUCCCUCAAGUGGAAGGACGUUGUAAUUGUCUAUUUCGAUGACAUCUGUAUCUACACUUCCACCAUAGACGAACAUCUCGAUGUUCUUGACCAAUCUAUGUCCAUACUGGAAAAUUAUGGUUUCAAAAUCGAGAUCAAUAAGUGUCAGUUCAUUCAGACCCAUAUAAAGUUUCUGGGUUACAUUGUAUCUCAUGAGGGUAAACUGCCAGAUCCGGAGAGGUCAGCUGCUGUUGACAAAUACCCCGAUACAUUGAACACAAUACAAGACUUAAGAGAUUUUUGGGCUUUGCUUCUUACUUUCGCAAAUUCAUCAAAUGUUUUGCUGAAAUUGCGCGACCUCUAUCACUCCUCUUGCGAAACAAGCAACAGUCCAAAAGCACUGGCAAAACCAACAUUACGUCAGAAUGGACACCUACACACACUGAGGCUGUACGUAACCUCAAAUCUCUUUUAAAAUCUCCACCUAUUUUGGCUCAUUUUGAUCCAGACAGAGAAACUCAUGUCUAUGUUGACGCUUCAGCGAAACAUCUAGGAGCGUUCAUCUCACAGAAACACGAUGGAAAAGAGUAUGUUGUUGAGUAUGCCAGCAGAGCAACCAACACAACAGAGGAAAAACUGCAUUCAAACAUGCUCGAAUGCAUUGCUCUUCAUUGGGCACUCACAGACAAAUUUCGUAUUUAUGUGUACGGGUUGCCUAUCGUCCAUGUUUGGACAGACAACUACAGUGUCUCCUUAAUGACCAAUGCACAGCAAAUCAAUAGAAAAUUUGCUCGCAUGGUUCUCGAUCUUCAAGAACUUCCUCUGAAGAUACAUCAUCGUUCGGGAAAAACCAAUGUUGUCGCUGAUGCUCUAUCACGCAUCCCACAACCUUUGGUUGCGUCACUAAUUCUCACUGCCGAGAAUUCUCAUCUCUCCAACCACCAACAGUCAGAUCCGUCGUUAUUAGAGAUUUUUGAAGUCCUCAAAAAUCCUAACAUUUCUUCUCGCAAAGCUGAGAACAUGCGGAAUACAUUCAUGUUGUCGAAUGGCAUACUCUGCCACAAAACCACUCAACAAAACGGACUGACAAAAACAAGGAUUGUCAUACCAGAAUCUCUUAGAAAAGAGAUAUUGCUUCAUGAUAAACGUGGUCACAUGGACAAAUUCAAGACCAAAAGCAGUAUUCUGAGUAAAUACUGGUGGUCGUCCAUUAAUAAGGACGUCAAAGAGUACGUCCAGGGUUGUAACAUUUGUCAGCGCAUCAACAGACAAACAUCGAAGCCCGUGGGAUACUUACAUCCUUGACCAAUUCCCACACAACCUUUCACCACAAUAUCCCUCGAUCACAUUGGUCCACUUCCGGAAACAGGAAAUGGAAACAAGUACAUCAUUGUAUGUGUUGACCACACUACACGCUUUGUAGUAACACAGGCUGUGAAAUCAACAGCAUCGUCACAUAUCAUACAGUUCAUUAAGGAAAAGAUCAACACAACUUUUGGUAUUCCUAUGACAAUUGUUUCUGACCAAGGUUCAGGUUUCAUGAGUCAGAACAUGGAAAAAUUCCUAACCACAACAGGAAUUGAACACACAACUUCUUGUCCUUAUUUCCAUCAGGCAAAUGGUCUCGUGGAAAGAUCUGUAGCCACCAUAAAGAAUAUUCUCAAAAAAUAUUGCUUUGAGAAUCCGUCAAAAUGGGACCAAUACAUUGCAAGCACCACUUCUUUCACACUUCAAGACAAGGUUCUACUAGAUUUUCACCACAUUUCCUUCUCUUUGGAUUUGAAACUCGUAUUGAAAACGAGAUACAGGUUGGUGUAAUCGUUGACGACAUGUCGCGACUUCAGAGCAUUGAAAUGCUACACGACAUACGUGCAGAAGCACGGGAAAACCUAGGAAAAGCUCUAUCCUCUCAGAAGAGACGUUACGACUACGGUCGAAACCCAUCGCAGUUCUCUGCGGGUGACUUAGUUUGGAUAGAAUCCUUUUCAACUUCACCUUUUGAUCCUAAGUACAAGGACAAGGUAUUCAAAGUUAUUUCCACUCAUCCCCAUGACAUUUGUACUGUUCAAAGUCUGGAUGAAGGAAUAACAAAAACAGUUCAUGUUUCACAAAUAAGCGCGUGCCACGUGCUGUUCUGAGUUCUUUCAUUGUACGACGUUCAUCACCAUACGUCGUUAGUCUGUUGGAUCCUCGCUUUAGCUCAUUCGGCCCUUCAUCACCCAAAUUGCUAGGUAUAUCUUUACUGUCUUUCAUUGUAUGUAUCAUACCAAAGUGUUAGUAAACUGUCUGUGUUAUCCAAAUGCCGUAUUCCUGAAUCUUAUUUUUGAGUUUGGCAGAUAGCCAGGGACAUCGGGUCCGUCACCAGCGUUAACACCUUUCUUCACCCCUUUCCCUUGGUCUAUCUUGCCUCACAAGACGUAAUUACGACGUUCACAUUUUCCAAAACGCUCUACCGGGAUGUACAGUGGGUAUCCGAGGAAUAUCUGGACCUACGGGACGUUCGGGAUCUAUCCCGGAUAUCCCCUGUACAUUCGUGGUUUACUGGGAUGUGGGGAUGCACUUCGUCUGUACUGACAUUUUCAAGCUGUCAGCUGUCUGGCGGCGUUGUAAUGCCACUUAAUGUCUGUUUUCUGUGCUGGGGUAUAGCAGCAGUGUAGCAGCAGUGUAGGUUUCAAUUUAAUGCGCAAUUAUGGAGUGUGGCGGGGUACGUACGGGGGCGUUGGGGGUGUACAUGUUGGGUCAAGUGACUGUUUUCUGCUUGGGGAGAUGCUAGGUUAGCAUAUCAAGUGUGUGGCUGUUGAGCAAUUUUAUUCGAAAAUUGUUUUGGCUCAUCGUUUUUGCUUCUUUUACGCAUUGCGUAAUUCCAUUUGAGUUGCAUCAACUUCUUUCUAUUUAAAACCCUGGCGAGGCUGUGCUACCAGCCCACCGUGCACGUGCACUUAUAAUAGAUGCAUUGCAUUCAAAAUAACAAGCUUUUUUUGGUUCAAAACUAUUUAUUUGAUACAUGGGUGUACUGUCUGGGCCACACAGUCUGGGACAAUGAGAUUGCAACGUUGUAGAUGUGCAUCCUCGGUUGCUGGGUUGCUUGUCGAAGAGAAAGGUACGGAGCCAUCUUUUUCUUCUGUUCGGUGUUCGGAAGUUCGGAAGCUCGCUCGGAAAGGUGGUGCUGGGUGCGCAUUGGGUGUCUGUUUCGCGCAAUUCAUCACGGCAAUUCAUUCGUCACUUUCGUCGUGCACAUUGUUCGUCGCAUUUGUAGUCACAUUAGGCCAAGGGAAUAUAUCUGUUCAACGAGUUGAGGCCGCUUUGGGUAUCUGCUUCGCGCAAGCCUUUCUUGCAGUUCCUUGGUUGUCACAUUCCUACUGCCACGUCGUCAGUUUCAUUCUUAGAGGGAUUCAUAGGUCCGAAUCAGGUGCGACAUCCUCUUCGACAUUCUUUGUCACACCUGGAGGCACAUUAUCGAGGGAAGCAUGAGAACGAUAUUCCUCUGUCCGGUUCCACGGGGUGCACCGCUGAUGUAUCGCUUUCGCAUUGGAUAUCUGUUUCGCGCAAUCAUUUCUGGCAGUUCCUUGGUUGUCACAUUCCUACUGCUACGUCGUCAGUUUCCUUCUUAGAGGGAGUCAUAGGUCCGAAACAGGUGCGACAUACUCUUCGACAUUCUUUGUCAUAUCUGGAGGCACAUUAUCGAGGGAAGCAUGAGAACGAUACCGCUCUAUCCGGUUUCACGAGGUGUACCGCUGAUGUACCGCUUUCGCAUAGGGUGUGUCCUCCGCGCAAUCCUUUCCGGCAAUUCCUCGGUUGUCACUGUAGUCACUGUGGUCUGAAACAGGCGCGACAUCCUGUUCGACAUUCUUUGUCACAUUUGUAGACACAUUAUCGAGGGAGCCAUGAGAACGAUAUUGCUCUGCUCUGUUCUGUUCCAUGAGGUGUACAGUAGUUGUAUCGCUUUCGUUGUGUCGUUUCGCUAUUUCAUCCUUAAAGACUCACAGGUCCCAAAUAGGUGCGACAUCUUCUUUGUCAUUCUUUUUUCUUCUUCUUUCUUUGUCGCAUUUGUAGUCACAUUACGGACGGCAGUACGAUCUUUUCCACGAGGUGUACUGCUGUUGUAUCUUUGUCGCGCAAUCAUUUCCGACUAUCCCUUCGUUGUCUCAUUCGUAUCACCGUAUUCUUAAAGAGUCACAUGUCCGAAAUGGGUACAAUUCUUCGCAAUUUCCUUUGUCACAGUCGUAGUCGUGUCGUGCGUUUUCCGAAGGACUCCUAGUUCUUUUCUUCUUGUUUUCUUCACGUGGAUAUCAGUUCCGAUGAGACCUGCAUGCACUCGCUUCUACUGUUCUUUAUCGUGUAAUCUGUUGUCGUGUUAACGUAGUUGAGCCAUACCAGUCUUCAUAUCUCAAUGAUGUUGCAUUCUUUGACUUUGACGCAGGCUACUUCUUCUGCCCGAUGACCCGAUUUGCCUGCGCAUAACAUCUUUUUAACUUUUGCGCAGGCAUAACGGGUCGGACAUUUCCGUUUUGAACCCCGACUUGAACUGACCAAGGCACAGCUUUGAUUGCCUAGGCCAGAACACGUCGGUGGUUGCGCGAUGACUCCGGAUUUCUUGAUUUUCGAUUUCAUUUGCUUUGGUUUCCUUUGCUCCUUGUCCUUUGCGUUUUGUCUUCAAAUUUCUCUCUUUUGCUUUUUACGCAGCUGUGAUUGGCGCUCAGAGCCUCGUUGGCCGGACUCGCUGUGGCUGUCGAGCCCGUUACCAGCUCCCACCACGGGGAGGUGAGGUUGAGCGCCAACAGUUAUUGGGAGCCAAUGAAUCCGAAGCCAUUGGGGUCCAGGGGCAGGCAGGGGUGAAAGUCAGGUCAAGACGUGGAACACUGAAGUCCUAGAGGCAGUGAACGGAGCGCAAGAGGAUCUCAAUGACGUCCUUCGGCAUUGGGGUAGCCGGAUCAGACUCCUCGAUCGCAGUAACGAUCAUGACUAUGAGAUCGAUGGUGUCGGCUUCCCUGAUGUGUCUAUGGUAGUUCGUGGCGAGGAACCGGACAAAGUCCAUGCCCUCAUCGAGAAGACGUGGACAUCCUUGGCCUAGAAUACCGUGGAGAAAAUCGACGCACGCCGAGAGAAAGCCUGGUACCUUGUAGAAAGCCCUGACGUUAGCUUUCAGCUGAUCAAAGGCACCAGGAUGGUGAUGAACUACCUCACGGUAGUGUAAGGAUAUCAGACCUUCCCAGUCAGGAGUUGGUCUCCUCCAACGAGCAAGUAAGGAUUGCCGCCAGUCCUACCGAGGAUGGUUCGCAGAAAGAGACUCAUGGCGUCAGAUAGAGAAACGGAGGCCGAGACGAGCAGAAGAGAGCAGAAGAGAUUGGGAUCCUAACAUUACGUUUCAUGAUAUAGACAGUGACGAGAAUGUCUCUGUUCAUCAAGACAGUUCUUCAGAAUCCGAAGAAACACUUAGUCCACCUUACACGACAAGGUAUGGACGCGUCACCAAACAAAGGGUACCAUUACAUGCGUACGACCUUGUUUGACUGUUUCAAAGUACACACAUUCCAUAGGGACGCCUUGGUGAAUGUCGUCCAUUCAUGGACAGGGGACGCUCUGGUCCAUAAAUGACUUUGUACUACAUUGCUUUAAAUGUACCCAGUGUCUGCAAUAUGAAUUUUUGCGGUCAUUUUUGUGUUUUUCGCUUUGGGUUACUUCCACAUUUCUUAGUUACUCACGCACACAGCCACACUCAAACACACGCUUACAUUGUUGCUGUUUAGCAUUUCCCUUCUACUGACCUCUUCAGAUCAACUUUCUGCAUUUCGAAUUUAGUGUUUCGAAUUUAGUGUUUCGAAUUUAGUCACUACUUCACACUAGUUCUCUUCAUUUUCGUAUCACUGCAUGUACUGUGUAUGUACUGCAUGUCACAAUGCUGCUCAUGCUAUGCUGUGUUAUAUCAUGUACUACGAACUUUGAACUACGAACUUUCUUCUUCAAUGUUAUCAAAUUCACAAUGUGUUUAGAAUCAGGAGAUUCUACUACUUCAUUUGAGGGUGGAUUAUCAAACUCUCUUAAAUCUAGGUUGUUCUGCAUUUCAGGACAAAGGAUGCUGCAUGCUUCUGCCAAGGGCCCUGGCAUGAAUCAUGUUCUCUUUUGUUUUUUUUUAUCCUGUUUCAGAACAGCUUCGAUUUUAAACUGUUAACUUCUGCAUUAACGCUAUUGUAGAGUUUCCUCACUGUAAUAACGAAAUGAGGACAUUUGUAGAUUGUCGUACCACUAUUGUAAAGUUUCAUUUUUCCUCAGUGUAAUAACGAAAUGAGGACAUUUCAUCUUUUUGUUAGAGGUGGGCGUGUGAGAGCCAAACUUCGGCCUCACCGUCAUCGUCAUAAGCCAGCAGUGGCGCCGCUACAUGCUUAUAAGCGCGCGCCACGUGCUGUUCUUUCAUUGUACGACGUUCAUCACCAUACGUCGUUAGUCUGUUGGAUCCUCGCUUUAGCUCAUUCGGCCCUUCAUCACCCAAAUUGCUAGCUGUGAUUGGCGCUCAGAGCCUCGUUGGCCGGACUCGCUGUGGCUGUCGAGCCCGUUACCAGCUCCCACCACGGGGAGGUGAGGUUGAGCGCCAACAGUUAUUGGGAGCCAAUGAAUCCGAAGCCAUUGGGGUCCAGGGGCAGGCAGGGGUCAAAGUCAGGUCAAGACGUGGAACACUGAAGUCCUAGAGGCAGUGAACGGAGCGCAAGAGGAUCUCAAUGACGUCCUUCGGCAUUGGGGUAGCCGGAUCAGACUCCUCGAUCGCAGUAACGAUCAUGACUAUGAGAUCGAUGGUGUCGGCUUCCCUGAUGUGUCUAUGGUAGUUCGUGGCGAGGAACCGGACAAAGUCCAUGCCCUCAUCGAGAAGACGUGGACAUUCUUGGCCUAGAAUACCGUGGAGGAAAUCGACGCACGCCGAGAGAAAGCCUGGUACCUUGUAGAAAGCUCUGACGUUAGCUUUUAGCUGUUCAAAGGCACCAGGAUGGUGAAGGACUACCUCACGGUAGUGUAAGGACAUUAGACCUGGCACCCAGUCAGGCGUUGGUCUCCUCCAACGAGCAAGGAAGGAUUGUCGCCUGUCAUAAGUCCUACCGAGGAUGGUUCGUAGAAAGAGACUCAUGGCGUCAGAUAGAGAAACGGAGGCCGAGACGAGCAGAAGAGGUAACUAAGCCGUUAAAUUAUAAUCAAUAUAAUUCA